AAUUUUGAAUAACUUCUGCCAAAACCAAACUGUCAGUCUCAGUAACCAAAGAUAAACUGAACUCAGUAAUGAAAAAUUGUUGACGUUUCGGUAAAAUAUUUUUACUCGUUCGAUAUUUUUGUUCGAUUCGUGUUGAGAGCAAUUUUUCUAUUUUUUAAACAAAAUUUAAGCGAACAAUGUGAGUGAAUCCAAAAAAAGUCUCUUAAUUUAAAUCAAUAAAGUGCAAAACAUUUUCAACGUUUUAAGAGAAAAGGUUUAAAAUUUCAUAAUGGACGACGAUAUCUCUUCGGAGAAUAGCGUUAACAGUAUUUUGAACAAUGAAGUUGAAGAUUCAGAUUUGAAUUUUGCUGAGAUGUGUGUUCAAUCGGAAUCCUUCAUACACAAUAUGACUUUCCCUAAUAAUGAGCUUCCAAACGGUUUUCAAUACAAUGGUUCGCAAGAAUGCUUUUACAACUUAAUUCCCAAUGAAGCCUGUCCACAAUCUUCUUCUUCCAAUUGCAAGAAUGAUUUGAAAUCUGUGGGAUCCAAUCCUUUUAUAAAUUUUUUGCGGGAUUUCAGAUUGGAUCAUAAAGAUAUGGCAGUUAUAAACGCCGUACAGUGUGGCGCAGCAGAGUGGAGAAAUUUAGAAACGGCUACUAAAUUGGCGUAUUUCAAAGAGGCAUUUGUAGCCAACGGGGGAAAUGUAGAUGAAGAAGCAUGUGAUGAUAUGAAUGCAAGUGGAGAGGAGCUUGUUGAUGAUAACUGUAGUGAAAUGUUUAAUGAAAUAAGAUCACCUCCAAUUCGCUCUGCUGUUGCCAAACCGAAACGCUGUAAAAAACGUAAGCGUGGAAAGCGCGCUGAAAAGCGUAAAGUACUUGGUCAACCGGGACGUAAAGCCUGCAAACGUCGUUAAAACCGUAGCUAAUGCGAUAUAGUAUAUAAUAAAUUACUAUAUCACAACUAAGAAUAUGAAACUAACAACUAUUGCAGACUAUCAAUUUAAAAUUCUAGUAUUUAAAAAAUCCUAAUGAUGUAUAUUGAUACAGUGAUUAACAUUUUGAAUAA
Molecule: messenger RNA, 1044 nt
Organism: Teleopsis dalmanni
Lineage: Eukaryota; Metazoa; Arthropoda; Insecta; Diptera; Diopsidae
Exons: 4
Coding region: 269-892 (207 amino acids)
Source: RefSeq, a predicted model, not a curated record